Molecule: messenger RNA, 1274 nt
Organism: Lentinula edodes (shiitake mushroom)
Lineage: Eukaryota; Fungi; Basidiomycota; Agaricomycetes; Agaricales; Omphalotaceae
Product: tubulin binding cofactor C-domain-containing protein
Exons: 4
Coding region: 105-1058 (317 amino acids)
Biological process (GO): post-chaperonin tubulin folding pathway; tubulin complex assembly
Cellular component (GO): cytoplasm
Molecular function (GO): tubulin binding
Source: RefSeq, a predicted model, not a curated record
ACUCGUCGACCAUAGCUAGUGGCGAAUCGUCCGCUGGUCUAGCCUGGAAUUUUAUAGAUAGAUUUAACGUCCCAACACCCUCUCGCGCACCCUAACAGCACUUUAUGGCAGACCCACAACUUGUGGAUGGAUCUAGGUGGAAUUUCUCCCAAACUUUCCUAAACGACUUUCAAUCCCUACGCUCAGACUUGCAAACGCGUAUCCAGCAGGCCAAUCAGUCUGUCUCGAUUUCGAAGCAGACACUCGAUGGUUUAAAUCUUCAACUAGCAGAAUUAUCCAAAAGUAUUGUUGAUGCAACUGGAUCUAUUCCAAAAUUUGAUCAAAGGAACUGCGAAAAUCAACUGAAAGAGAUCGAGCAAAGUCUUGAGGGACUCCGAAAGGCUUCGGCGCCGGCCUCGAAAUUCGCGUUCAAGAGAAAGGCUAGAGAGGCGGUACAAUCUUCGCCCAACGUGUCAACGCCGUCCAUGAAAGCCAGUGCUGCACCAACGUCCUCACUAACUUUAUCUUCAUACACGAUGAAACUUGUCACACCGGAUGAUUUACCAGACCCCGAAACAGUUGCUCCAGAGCUACGUUCCGAAUUGAGUAUACACGAUUUGGAUUCCUGCAUUCUUAAUUUGAUCAACGCGAAACAACACGAAAUCUCAGCGUUGCACAUCCGCAAUGUUAAAAAUUCGAUCCUUCUUCUUCCGGCUCUCGAUGGCAGCGUCAUAUUGCAUGAUCUGAUAAAUUGCAUCGUCGUAGUGAAGUGUCAUCAGUUUAGAAUGCACUCAUCAAAGAGCAUCGACGUCUACCUUUCUAUCCAAUCAAAUCCCAUCAUCGAGCACUGUCACAGCAUCCAAUUUGCACCAUAUCCUGCUACCUUUUCCCCAACGAUCGUCCAACACAAUUCUGACGUUUCAGUGCAGGACUUCUCGCAUAUAAAAUCCACGCCGUCUCCCAACUGGAACGUUCUAGAUGAAAGGGCCAGGAAAUUACCCGAAGAUUGGCAGUCGAUUUCAGCCGUAAGCGCAACAGACGUUGAGCGGAUUUUACAGAAAUGUUUGCCCAGCGUGUGAUAUGAGCAUUUUGAUCUAUGGGUUACUCAGAAUGAGCGAUGUACUUAUGGGAUAGAUAAAUUUGCCCUUGGAGGUCGAAGAGGGCAUUUUCCUCGUAGUCAUUGCGGAUAUUAGCUCAUAUGUACGGUCGUUCCUCCAUCAUUUAAAACCAGUGGAACAAAAAACCGGUUCGUCAAAUUAUCAUAUUCCGCAUGUUCUUGAUGCACACAAGCCGGU